This is a messenger RNA of Puntigrus tetrazona (Sumatra barb), 2111 nucleotides long. It is a transcript of the gene stx4, whose product is annotated as syntaxin 4. Bases 292 to 1185 code for a protein of 297 amino acids. Gene Ontology annotation, biological process: intracellular protein transport; exocytosis; vesicle fusion. The transcript is spliced from 11 exons. The record is from RefSeq and is a predicted model, not a curated record. Gene Ontology annotation, cellular component: plasma membrane; endomembrane system; SNARE complex. Gene Ontology annotation, molecular function: SNARE binding; SNAP receptor activity. Lineage: Eukaryota; Metazoa; Chordata; Actinopteri; Cypriniformes; Cyprinidae.
AGAAGAAGAAAACGACAAAUUCGUAUGCGUCUACAUCACCCCAUUUUGAUGUCAAAGUAUAACUUAAGGUCAUCCGCAUGAUCUUUAUAUCGCCGUUUAUGCACCUCACGGCGUCCAUCGACAGUCCGCUCUGAAAGUUAUUUGUGGAAGUUGUCUGGCGUGAAAUGUGACUUUGAAUGGAAACUCCCUCUUUUCGGUUUUGAGUUUUGCGAGUUUGAGUCUGCAGACAGAUGAGCUACGCCUCUUAAGACAGAAACUUUUAAUCUGAGUUGGCUCUAAGAUACAUCGAAAAUGCGGGACCGGACCAAAGAAUUGGGCAAUACCGUCCACACGUCAGAUGAAGAUGAAGAAACCACAGCUCUCAUGAUAAAGCCCGGAUCUGGGAGCUCCGCAAAUGAAGAGAAAGAAAAUGAAGCUUUCUUUAAAAAGGUUCAGGAGAUUCGAGAGGGACUUGAAACGAUUAAAAAGAAGGUGUCGGAGUUGGAGAACAAACAGAAAACGGUGUUAGGAGUCGCACUUCCAGAAGAAAGUAUGAAAAAGGAACUGCAGUCCCUCAGAGAAGACAUCAAAGUCAUGGCCAGCCAGAUCCAAAGGAAGUUAAAAAGCAUCGAACCUAAGAAAGCUGAAGGUGAAGACAAAUAUAUUCCAAUAAAUAUUAGAAUGCGGAGAACCCAGCAUGGUGUUUUGUCUCGUGAAUUUCUGGAAGUGAUGGGUCACUAUAACACAAUUCAAGCCCAAUACAGAGACCGAAAUGUGGAGAGGAUACAAAGACAGCUCAAAAUCACUGGUAACAAUGUGACGGAUGAAGAGCUGGAAUCCAUGCUUGAGAGUGGACAAACCGAUGUUUUCACGCAAAAUAUUUUAAAUGAUGCUAAAGCUACCAGACAGGCUCUGAAUGAGAUUGAGUCACGGCAUGAUGAGAUCAUCAAGCUAGAGAAAAGUAUUAAAGAGCUACAUGAUAUGUUUCAGUACCUUGCAAUGGAGGUUGAAGCACAGGGAGAAACGGUGGACCGGAUUGAGGAGAAUAUUAAGAGUUCUCAUAACUAUGUGGAGAAGGCUGUUGCUGAAACAUCUGCUGCUGUAGAAACUUCAAAGAAAGUGCGCAAGAAAAAAAUAGGGAUUGCCAUAUGCCUUGCUUGUGUAAUUCUUAUAAUAGUCAUUACACUGAUUGCCACGUACAGUUGAGGGUUUUCUUUUUAUUAGAUGACUUUUUGCCCAUCAAGCAGUGGGUUUUGUCUUCCUAAACCGUCUUCAUGAAGUCUCUCUAACAAACAACACGGCCGUUUGCAAACAUGACCGUUAUUGGUGUCCCAGCUGUUUUGUUAGCUACAUUCGUUGAAAUUUUAAAUAGUUGAUCUGUUGUUUUAGCUGCUUUUUCGUACAAAGGACAUGCAUUCGAUUUCCUGAAAAAUGUCUCUGCUGCACCACUUGGACGUUUAAAAGUGACAUGACAAAAAUGGUUUGAAUUUACUGGUUGCUUUCCUGACACUUUUUCCAAGACUUUAUUUGCAACGCCAACACUAAAACAUGGUCAUAUAAUGUAGAUGAAGGGAAAAAAAAUGCUAACAAGAUUUCUAAUAUAUAAUGCUUCCAUUCGGAGAGACAAGCUCAAGAACUUGAGAGAUGGGGUAUUUGUCUUUGCCCUAAUGUUUAUAAGAUGUCUUUUGUGUUAUUUGUUGUGAUGUAUCUUUUUGUAAUGCCAUUUCAAAGCUUGAAAUUGCUAAAAUAGCAUUUAAGGUCAUCUGUAUAUAACAACUAAUUUUAUACUCGGCUUUGCAUUAUAGUAACUGCCUUUCAAAUACUACUUCUCUUGAACUCACGAUGACAUGUUGCAUAUGUAUAUAUAUUUUAACUAAUUUGUGCUCUGUCCCAAGUAAAGACAUGCACUUUUAAGAACUGAUUAUGUACAGUUACUUGUUUAGUGCCUCAACCUUGUUGCCUUUUCUUGAGCAGUAAUAUAUGGAGUGCCCACUGUGUGGCAUUAUAAAUGUCAAGAUCACCAAGAAUACAAUUGAUUUGGUUUCAGUUUGCAGCCUUUAGACAUGCUGCCGCACAUUUUUUUUUCUUCAUUAUGAUAAAUUGUCAUUUUUAAAUAAAGUACAUAUUAUAUA